Messenger RNA from Aphidius gifuensis, 1564 nucleotides. RefSeq names its product solute carrier family 35 member F6-like (gene Tango9). Bases 316 to 1455 code for a protein of 379 amino acids. The record is from RefSeq and is a predicted model, not a curated record. Gene Ontology annotation, cellular component: intracellular membrane-bounded organelle; Golgi membrane. Gene Ontology annotation, molecular function: pyrimidine nucleotide-sugar transmembrane transporter activity. Lineage: Eukaryota; Metazoa; Arthropoda; Insecta; Hymenoptera; Braconidae. The transcript is spliced from 7 exons. Gene Ontology annotation, biological process: pyrimidine nucleotide-sugar transmembrane transport.
CCGUCGACGACACAUAUGUACAUAACUCAACAUAACUCUCAUGAUCAACAAUUUCAUCCACGAAACUAGAGAUAUGAUUUCAACAUUAAGCUAUAUCACAAAAUAUAGUUAAAUCACUCCUUUUUUAUCUGAUCAAAAUAACUAUAAUAAUUAUUUAUAAAUAUAAUCAUAAUAAAAGUGUGUGUUUUAAAAAAAAAGUGCUCCAAAUUAAUCCAAGAGUUUUACUAAAAAAUAAUAAUGACGAAUGACUGUUGCUGACUCAAGAAAUUGGUUAAAAAUUAAUUGAAUAUAUAUAUAUAAAAAAUACACAGUAAAAUGGCUUGGAGUUCAUAUCAAAAAUUGCUUGCAUUGGUGAUGUUGGUAACAGGAUCCUUCAACACACUCUCAGUCAAAUAUGCAGACAUGCAAGAAGUUGUUGGCCAAGAUGGAUCAAUAAGAAAAUUUAAUCAUCCAUUUAUGCAAUCGGCAUUUAUGUUUAUUGGUGAAAUGUUAUGUUUGCUAAUUUUUAAAAUAGCAUUUAUUUAUUUUAAUCGUCUUGGAGAUGGUACAGUUGAUAGCCAUCCAUUAACAAAAGGUUCUAGAAAUUUUAAUCCACUUGUACUGCUAAUACCAGCAUGUUGUGAUUUAAUAUCAACCUCGACAAUGUACGUUGGUCUGUCAUUGACACAAGCAAGUAGUUUUCAAAUGUUACGUGGUUCAGUUAUUGUAUUUACUGGUAUAUUAUCUGUUGGUUUUCUUGAGAGAAAACUUGGUGGCAGAGAAUGGACUGGAAUAAUACUUGUUAUUGUUGGUCUUUUGUUUGUUGGAGUGAGUGAUCUUACAACAACUAACAAAGAUUCACCAGGAUUAAAUUCAGUUGUAACUGGAGAUUUAUUAAUAAUUUGUGCUCAGGUUAUAACUGCAGUACAAAUGGUUGUUGAAGAAAAAUUUGUAUCUGGUUUGGAAAUUCCACCACUGCAGGCAGUUGGUUGGGAAGGAGUUUUUGGUUUUAUUGGAAUUAUUUUAUUGAUGAUACCAUUGAAUUAUAUUCAUGCUGGUCCACCAUUUGGAGAUAAUUCUCAAGGAACAAUUGAAGCAUCACUUGAUGCACUUGUUCAAAUUGAAAAUAGUGGAAGAUUAUUCAUGGCUGUUAUUGGUAUCACUGUUAGUAUUGCAUUUUUUAAUUAUGCUGGAUUAAGUGUUACACAACAAAUGUCAUCAACUACUCGAAUGGUUCUUGAUAGUUUAAGGACAAUUGUCAUUUGGGCAUUUUCAUUGACUUUUCAAUGGCAAGAGUUUCAUUUUCUUCAAUUGGUAGGCUUUACUGUUUUACUUGUUGGAAUGUCAUGCUACAACAACGUCAUUAUUCCACAAUUGAUAAGAAAAAUUAUCGUUUUAAUUGGUCGUCAUAGACCACCACCUAGUGAUGAAGUUCGUGUGAUAAAUGCUGCAGGUGAUCCUGAGCAAGGAAUUUAAUUGUAAAAUUAAUUUUUAUUUUUAAUCACCUUUCUGGUUAUUGAGAAAUGGUGCCUUCCUAAAUAAUUAUUAAAAUAUAUAUUCAAAAGACUCAAAUUUAUAGCUCAUA